Molecule: messenger RNA, 1600 nt
Organism: Coregonus clupeaformis (lake whitefish)
Lineage: Eukaryota; Metazoa; Chordata; Actinopteri; Salmoniformes; Salmonidae
Product: protein FAM53B
Exons: 4
Coding region: 174-1490 (438 amino acids)
Biological process (GO): protein import into nucleus; positive regulation of canonical Wnt signaling pathway
Cellular component (GO): nucleus
Source: RefSeq, a predicted model, not a curated record
ACAGCGUGCAAAUGUAGAAAGUGGAUGUUUGGUAGUUGUGCCCAGUCCCCGCAUAACUUUGAGCUCAGUGGUUGCCUUCUUGCGGUAGCUAUGUUUUUGCAAAAACUUGAAGAUGAUUUGGCAUUUGUAACUGUCAGUUGGUGUGGGAGUCAGGCAGGCAUUGGACCGUCGAGAUGUGCAGCCUGAUUCUCAUCGAGGCACAGACCAUGAGCCUCCAGGGGACAGCACUCUUCUCCUGCGGAGUCAUGGAGACCGGCAGCAGGUGGCGUGACGUGGGCAUGGGUCUGGCCCGGGGGGGCUGUGGAGCCCUGCAUCACCAGAGACCCUCGGUGGAGUCCAGCAGCCUGGAGAACCUGUGGGAUGUCCUGCCCUCUGAGGUUCUACCUCACCACUACUACCAGUGCCCAGUCCGCUGGGGGGGCAGAGACGCAGGACAGGGUCCCACCAGCAUCACCUCCACCGGACUGGUCCCCAUCCCCGCCCCAGGCACCAUCACCAGCCUGCUACAGGAUCUGAGCCUGGGUGAGGCGUCAGCCGCUGCAGCCUCCUCACCCUCCGCCGCUCCACCCUCCAAGCGCCAGUGCCGCUCCCUCUCCUGCUCAGAGGACCUGGGAGGCUGUCGGUCGGCCUGGAGGCCCCAGGGGUCCCGGGUGUGGACGUCUGUGGCGAAGAGGCGAUGCCACAGUGGAGGAAGUGUCCAGAGAGGAGUUGCAACAGGAGGGACACGCUCUCAGCAGCUAGGGUUCCCUGCCAUGCAGCGUAGUGCCAGCUUCAGCCUGCCAGCUCGCUCCAACACCCUCUCCCUGGAUCUCCCUGGCUUCACCCAGGAGAAAUGCCUCCCCUGCCCUUCCUCCUUCAGCGGCCUGGCCCCCACCUCCUACUCCUCCCUGUCCUCAGAGCCCCCCAGGCCCUUCCUCUACCUCUCUCACGGACAGAUCUGCCUCCCAGAGAUCCAGGGAGGCCCGGCGUCGCCCCUGAGCUCCCCAGACUCCACCCCAGAGAUGGAGCGCCGUGCUGGGAAGGGUGGGCUGGCCCGGAGCCGCUCUCAGCCCUGCGUCCUCAACGACAAGAAGAUGAGUGUGAAGCGGAGGAGACCAGCUGACUCACACAGACAGAGGCCUUCUCUGGACCUUGCCAAGAUGACACAGAAACGUCGGAAUUUCCAAAGCCUCAGCUGCCCUGGGAUCACUGGGGACACCAGCUAUCAAUCAACCCAGGGCCCGCCCCCUCAGAGGACCACUGACCAAUGUGAGACUGACUUCGCCUCUGCAGGCAAUCAGGGAUUGGACGAUCCAACCGCCAGCUCCAAAGAGGGCGGAGUCAUCACUAGUGUCUCUGGGGAGGAGGAUCCAGCCACCUCCAUCGAGGAGCUGGAUUGGCUGAGCUCCGCGGUCUGCGAUGACGUGACAGCAGGGGCAGCCACUGGCACCAGGAAGGAUGUGUAUCAGCUGGGAGGAGAUCUGGACAUCGAUCAGAUCGAGAGGAACUGAACCGGGUCGUGUUCACAAGGCACCAAACGGAAGAAAAUACUGAAAAAUGUUACAUUCAUAUUUUCCCGAUUUUAACAUGACCGUGAACUAUACUUACCACCCUCAGGCGA